CUCCCAGCUUGACAGAAUUUUUUUUUUUUUUUUUUUUUUUUUUUGUGUGUGUAACCACGCCUACACAGUGGCUGCCAAGGCUUACCCAUGAGUUAAACCUUCUUUAGUUGGUAAUGAGGAAGUCGUGGGCUCUAGCAGUGGACACCCGAAGGCAGCAGUGGGUGAAAACAAGCAAAAUAAAGAAAAGUUUGGCUGUGAGAAGGUGCUAGACAGCCAGCCAUAGUGACCAGGAGGCAGGAAGGUAGAUCACCACCACCACAGGGAAGUGAGAGAUGGGGAGGAGGAUUUAAAAGGACAUGUUUGCAGUGCGCUGUCAGCCCUCACCUGCGCCGCCUCCCCCAGUGAGCGGGUGUAGGCCUGGGAAUAGAACAUAUGCAGACGUCUUGGCAGUGCUGUGUAUGUCUGUUUGUCGAUGGUCAAGAAGGAACGUAGCAAAAGUUUAAGAAGUACAAUAAUUUCAACCUGUGUAGUACGAUAAUAUGGCCAAAACAAUCUGGCAACGCUGGUGCCGUUGCAAAAGCUGUACUCUGGGGACAAGAAUUGAAGGCGCGGUGUUAGAUUUCUCAUUAUUACUCUCUGGAGAUGAUUGGAAACUCGCAUCCUCGCCAGGACUGCUAAGACACACAAGAGCUGUAUGAAGAUUAUCACAUGAGGCAAAGUGCACGUCUGUUAUAUGGCCUCUUGUAGUUUGUUGAGAGGUGAUCAUCAAUACCAGUGUACCACACGCCACAACACAUCUCACAGAUUCUAUGGUACAAAAAUUUGGUGGUGUUCUCAUAUGCUCCUACAAUGGAUGAGUGUGAAGUACUUGAAGUCAAAGAAACAUUUGCAUCUCAUGAUCCUGCCACAGAGCUGAAAAAAGUUGAAUUGGCAAUAAAAAAAAUUACACAGGAGAUCCAGCUACUUCAGGGUCAUAAACAACAACUGAUUAGCAAGAGAGAUAAAUUAAAAGAUGCCAUUCAACAGAAUAAAUCUGCUCAGCUUGCCCAAAAAGACUGGGAUAGAAAGGAUUUUCCAUGGUCCAAGGAGUUGCAGAACAUACAGGAAAGCAUAUUCAAGAUACCCAGGCUACGAGCACAUCAGUUGCCCACCAUAAAUGCUACGCUAUCUGGUGUCGAUUGCAUCCUUAUUAUGCCCACAGGAGGAGGAAAGUCUCUUUGCUAUCAAUUGCCAGCUCAUGUUUCUAAAGGUGUCACAUUGGUUGUCUCCCCUCUGGUGUCCUUGAUGGAAGACCAAAUAAUGGGCCUGAAGGCCCUAAACAUUGAAGCACAAAUGCUGUCAGCAUCAUCAGGCAGAGAACAAGUUAAUGGUGUACAUGCAGAUAUGACAAAUCCCAACAGCACCUUAAAGCUUUUGUAUGUCACACCAGAGAAGCUUUCCAAAUCCAAGAGAUUCAUGACCAAACUUCAAAAAAUGCACCAGAUGGGAAGGUUUGCACGCCUGGCCAUUGAUGAGGUUCAUUGUUGUUCACAAUGGGGCCAUGACUUCAGACCAGACUACAAAUUCUUGGGUAUUAUGAAAAAGAUGUUUCCUGGUACUCCCAUCUUGGGGCUUACUGCUACAGCUACUUCAAGAGUAAUUCAAGAUGUGCAGAAGAUACUUGACAUACAGGGUUGCUUGAUUCUAAAGGCAUCAUUUAAUAGGCCUAAUUUGUUUUAUGAGGUACGUCCAAAGCCUUCAUCACAUGAAGAAUGUGUCAGACAAAUUCAACACAUGCUUCAGAAAGAGUUUCAAGGCCAGUCAGGCAUCAUCUAUACAAUGACCAUCAAAGAUUCUGAGCAGUUAGCAAGUGACUUAAGGUCUCAUGGCCUCCGUGUGGCUCCCUAUCAUGCCCAGCUUGAUGCAGAUGUGAGGAGUAGAGUUCAUACAAAAUGGGUGAAAAAUGAGUAUCAGGCUGUAAUUGCAACUAUUGCCUUUGGGAUGGGUAUUGACAAACCUGAUGUUCGCUAUGUUAUCCACCACUGUAUUUCAAAAUCCAUGGAAAACUUCUACCAGGAAAGUGGAAGAGCUGGGAGAGAUGGUGAACCAGCCAAAUGUAUCAUCUUUUGGAGAUUUGGUGAUCUUGCAAGACAGAGCACAAUGGUCUUCACUGAGCAGACUGGUCUUGAAAAUUUGUAUGGUCUGAUUGCCUAUUGCCUGGAUGGUGUAAGGUGUCGUAGGAACCUCAUUGCUGAACAUUUUGAUGAAGCUUGGGAGACCUCAGAUUGUGCAGGCAUGUGUGACCAUUGCAAGAUACCACAAGAGGUGAAGAUGAUGGAAUUGGGUGAUUAUGGUCAGAAGUUGCUGUUAAUAUUAGAAAAAUCUUCAAGCAUGGAUCAGAGGUUAACAGGUCAGAAAUUGGUCGACUUGUUUCUUGGCAAGGGUUCUACCAAGCAACGUGUGCAAGGGGCCACUGCCAUUGGACUUCCCAGAGAGACAGCAGAAAAUAUUGUGGCAUAUUUACUUGUAGAUGGAUUUCUCAAGGAAGACUUUCACUUCACUCCAUACAGUACUCUCAGCUAUAUUGUACCAGGACCAAAGGCAGAGGCCGGAAUUAAACCAAGUCCUAUGGCAGUGGGAGGAUCAAGAAAACUAUCAAAUUGUUCAAGUCUGCAGUCUUCUUUGACAGAUGAAUCCUCUGGAAAAGAUAAAAGUACCAAAUCAGACAUCAAGAAGGCAGUGAAGAAGAGCUCCAAGGGAGAAAGCACAUUAAAAAGAAGUGGAAGUGCUUCAUCUAGUAGCCAAAAUUCACUUAGCAUAUCUUCAUGUAGUAAUGAAGAGCACCCAACCAGCAAGAAAAGAAGAAUAAUUGUUGUUGAAGAUUCAGAUGAUGAAUUAGAUGAUUAACUUAUGGGCAAAUUAAGAUCAUUCUAGUUUAAAAAAAAAAACAUGUUCAUAUUACUUGCAGAUAUUUUUACUAUUGCCAAGAGACAUGAGAGCUAUAAAAGAAAAAAAAAGUGAAGAGGUGUACAUAAUGAAUAAGCAUUGAUGAGAGAUAGGGUAGGAAAUUUACAGAUUUCCAGAUGAGUAAGAAAACAUUUUAGGAAGGAGCUAAAGAAAAUUCAAAGUGGGAUGUCUGGGAAAGAAUAGUGUGAGAAAAUUUUGGCAGCAGCUGCCACAGAAAUCUUCAGGGGGCACUGCUGAUGUACAAGGUGUAGUCAAAAAGUAUCUGACCUUGAAUUUGUUAGCACAAAGUAAUAAUAUGUGAGCAAAAUCCACUUGGGUAUUAGUUGGCCGCAUCCUUACUGAGCAUGCACAAAAAUUUUUGUCUGUAGGUGGUGCUAGUCACCAGCAGUGAUGCAUUGAGUACAGACAUGGAGUGUGCUGUGUGAUUUUUCUUUUUGAGUCAAGGUGACUGAGCACAUUGAGCAAAGAUACUGUAUCAAAUUCUGCCAGAAACUUGGUGAUAUGCAAGCCCAGACUAUUGAGAUGAUUCAGAAGGCCUUUGGAGAUGAUGCUAUGGAAAAAACAAAUAAAGGAGUGGUACAACCAGUUCAAAGAUGGCGGCACCUCAGUGGACAGUGAGUUAUGUUGUGGCAGACCACUGACUAGCAGAAACAACGAACUGAUUUCAAAGGUUCAAGGAAAAGUCCAUAAAGACCAUCAUGUGACUUGGAAUCACCUAUGGGUCAGUUCAGUCAGUUAUAACAGAAUAUUUGUUCAUGAGGAGGAUGUCAGCCAAAUUCGUACCAAAGUUGCUGUCUGACCAGCAGAAAGAAAACAGAAAGGAGAUCUCCCAGGAAAUGCUGAAGUGUGCUAGCCAAGAUCAAAAUUUCAUGAACACUAUCAUCACUGGCAAUGAGACAUGGGCAUACAGCUAUGACCCUGAAACAAAAGUGCAAUCGUCCCAGUGGAAGCAACCAUCCUUGCCAAGACCAAAGAAAGUAAGACAGGUGCGCAGCAGUGUUAAACUGUCGAUGACCUGUUUUUAUUGCUACAAAGGUAUUGUGCAUCAUGAAUAUGCACCACAAGGUCAAACAUUUAACAAAGAAUACUACCUGGGGGUUCUUCGCCACUUUCAUGAAGCUGUGCGGCAAAAAUUACCCUACCUGUGGGCAGCAAAAUACUAGCAACUCCACCAUGACGACACACCCGCUCAUUCCAUCCAUGUCAUUCAAGUAUUCCUCGUCAAGCAUGACACACCACUUGUUUGUCAGGCUUCCUACUCCCCAGACUUGGCUCUGUGUGACUUGGCUGUUCCCAAAGUUCAAAAAUACACUCAGAUUUCAGUCAACAGAGGACAUUAAGCAAAAUUUGAUGGCACAUCUCUACAGCAUCCCAAAAAGUGAUUUCUAGAAAUGUUUUUAGUAGUGGCAGGAACACUAGCAGAAGAAGUGUGUAGAUUUCAAAGGUGAAUGAAUACUAUGAAGGAGGUGAGUUUUUAAUAUUACUUGUUGGCCAAAGAUCAGAUACUUUUUGAGUACACCUUAUAGCAGAUCUAGGAAUGUGGCAAAUAACCUUGGGAUUUAUUUAUUUAUUUAUUUAUUUAAAUUAUUUAUUUAUUUAUUUAUUUAUUUUAUUCUUUUUUUUUUGAUAACUACAGAUGCUUGUUAUAUAGAAUUAGGUGACAGCUUUCUCCCUGUAUACAGUCAGUGCUAAAUGACUAGAACUCCUGCUGACAUGAGCAUCAUAUUCCACAAACUGGCAACUUGUUCUUUCUCAGUCUGAAAAAUUUGGGUGGGAGAAAAUUUUGUGACCACUUGUUGCUUUGGGUUACAAAACAUUACUGUAUUUGCCAGUGCAUUAGACACACUUUUUUCUUGAUAAAAAGUAUCUAAUAAUUACCAUGCUUCUAAUGCAGCCAUAAUACAGAUGCCUAGGCCUGUAACCCUAUGCCUACAGGUGUGGAAUUGAAGCAGUAGUACACUAAGCACAAAUAUUGUUACUGAGAGAGAGAGAGAAUGGAAGGAAGGAGGAUGGAUGGAUGAAAGGGAGAGGGAGGGAAUGGGAAGAGGAGGGUAAGGGGGGAGAGAGAGACUUUCCACCACAGAAUAAACCAAGAUACACACACACACACACACACACACACACACACAGUUUUAAAUGUGAUGGUAGUACUGCACAGCCACAGUGCUGUAUCACACCAGAUGUGAGGGCAAAACACACACUUUUAGGGAUUUUGGCACCCACUCUCUUCCUAUUAUUCAUCAAUGAUAUAAACCAAACUACUUGUCCUAUCCACUUCUAUGCUGAUGAUACCACCCUGCACCUUUCCAUGACUUUUUGUAGAGGUCCAACCCUUUAGGAAGUGAAUAGCACAUGUAGGGAAGCCACAGAUUUUUGUAGGAGGGACCAAGAGCUACAAAAAUCAAUUAUAAAAAAAAAAAAGCCCACUGAGACACCAUUCCCCAAAUAGGGUUCAAAGCAGUAGUCAAAAAUUUAAAGAUAAGUGUCUUGAACCUCCCUCUUAAAGAAGUCAUAGGAUAGUGGAAAUACAGAAACAGGCAAGGAGGUCCAGAGUUUACCAAAGAAAGGAUCAAUAAUUGAGAAUACUGGCUAACUCUAGCAUUAGAGAGAUGGACAGAAUAGGGGUGAGAGAAAGAAGAAAGUCGUGUGCAGCAAGGCCGCAGGAGGAGGAGAGGCAUGCAAUUAGCAAGAUCAGAAGAGCAGUUAGCAUGAAAAUAGCAGAAGAUAGCUAGAGAUACAACAUUGUGGUGAUGAGAAAGAGGCUGAAGACAGUAAGAGAAAAUGAGUUGAUGAGAUGAAAAGCUUUUGAUUCCACCCUGUCUAAAAGAGCAGUAUGAGUGGAACACCCCCAGGCAUGUGAAGCAUACUCCAUACAUGGAUGGAUAAGGCCCUUGUACAGAGUUAGUAGCUGGGGAGGUGAGAAACACUGGGGGAGAUGACUCAGAACACCUAACUUCAUAGAAGCAGUUUUAGCUAGAGAUGAGAUGUAAAGUUUACAGUUUAGAUUAUAAAAAAAAGGACAGCCCAAGGAUAUUCAGUGCAGAAGAGGGGAACAGUUGAGUGUCACUGAAGAAGAGAGAAACAGUUGAGUGUCACUGAAGAAGAGGGAAACAGUUGAGUGUCACUGAAGAUAGUUGUCUGGAAGGUUGUGUUGAGUUGAUAGAUGGAGGAAUUGAGUUUUGAGGUAUUGAGUAAUACCAAGUUUGCUCUGCCCCAAUCAGAAAUUUUAGAUCAGAAGUCAGAUGUUCUGUGGCUUCUCUGCAUGAACUGUUUACUUCCUGAAGGGUUGGACAUCUACAAAAAGACAUGGAAAAGUCCAGGAUGGUAUCAUCAGCAUAGGAGUGGAUAGGACAAGAAGUUUGGUUUAGAAGAUCAUUGAUGAAUAAUAGGAAGAGAGUGGGUGACAAGACAGAACCACGACUGUUAAUAGAUUUAGGAGAAGAACUGUGACCAUCUACCACAGCAGCAAUAGAAUGGUCAGAAAGGAAACGAGAUGAAGUUACAGAGAGAAAGAUAGAAGCUGUAGGAAGAUAGUUUGGAAGUCAAAGCUUUGUGCCAGAUUCUAUCGAAAGCUUUUGACAUGUCUAAGGCAACAGCAAGUUCCACCAAAAUCUCUAAAAGAGGAUGACCAAAGAGGUUUUGGCUAGUUGGUGAUGGAAGGCUCAAGUACCUUUUGUGGGCCACCUCUCUAUCAUGUAUAGCUCAAGAACAGGCUGUGUUAAACCAAGGUUUGGAAGGUUUAGAUCAAGAAAAAAAGUGAGGAAUGUAUGCCUCCAUGCCAGACACUAUCACCUUAGCACACAGAGACAGGUCUCUUAUGGAAGCAGUAGUCAUUCUAAGGAAAAUCAGCAAAAUACCUAUUCAGGUCCCCCCAACUACCAGAGGGAAAAAGCUAGAGGCACCUUCUGCUUGGAAGGAUCCUGAGGGGGGAUUGGAGUGAUAGGACAUGAUAUGGAUAUGAGAUUGUGAUCAGAGGAGCCCAACCAAGAAGAGAGGGUAAUAGCAUAAGCAGAAGGAUUAGAGGUUAACAAAAGGUCAAGAAUGUUGGGCAUAUCUCCAAGACAGUCAGGAAUACAAGUAGGGUGUUGCACCAAUUGCUGUAGGUCAUGGAGAAUAGCAAAGUUGAAGGCUAGUUCACCAGGAUGGUCAGUGAAGGGAGAGGAAAGCCAAAGCUGGUGGUUAACAUUGAAGUCUCCAAGAAUGGAGAUCUCCACAAAAGGAAAGGGAGUCAGAAUGUGUUCCACUUUGGAAAUGAAGUAGUCAAAACAAUUUCUUAUAGUCAGAGGAGUUAGGUGAGAAGUAUACUGCAUAGAUAAAUUUUAUUUGAGAAUGACUCUGUAGUCACAGCCAGAUGGUGGAAAACUCAUAAGAAUUGAAGAGCAUGGGCAUGAGAGUAGGUUAGGUCAUUGUGCACAUAGAUGCAGCAUCCUGCUUUGGAUUAAAAAUGAAGAUAGAGAAAGUAAGAGAGAACAGAAAGGGGCUACUGUUGGUUGCCUUAGACACUGUUUCAAUAAGGAAAAGAAGGUGAGGUUUAGUAAAGGAGAGGUGGUUGUACAGAUUGAAAAUUAGAUCUAAGACCACAAAUGUUGCAGAAGUUAAUGAAGAAAAAGUUGAGUGGGUGUCAAAACACCUAAGGUCAAUACAAGAAGAGCAAUCCAACCUGGGGACAUUUGUGGUCCCCUCCCCCAGUGGGGACCCCAAGGCUGGUACAGUUCCCAUAUCAAUUUUGAAUUUUGAGUGAAGGGUGUGUGUGUAAUUGGGUGCAUGUAGUUUUGUGUGAAGGAGAAGAAAAAAAAAAAAAUUUUGGAGGCCAGGCUGUGACUGCCCCCUUGUGUUGUGAGAGACAAAGGGAAAUGUUCUUGAUGAAAGCAUUCUCUUUAAUAGAUCUCUGGCAAUCUUUAUGCAUGAGUUGCAGUUUCAAAGAUGAAGCUGCAGUCAAAGGGGUGCCAUUUUGACAUGGGGAGAUUUUGGAAUUCAUCACAGAGUAUUGCAAAUAUUUCAAGAACAAGAUUUUGAGAAUGUGUUUCAGCUGCAACAACAGCACUGAAAGUACUAUGUUACUACACAGACUAUUUUGAAGAUGAUAUCCAAACUUAAUAAUUUACCAUAAGUACUUGUACAUACAUAGGCCCACUAUAGUCUUGAAACUUCUAGAUACCAUCUUAUAUAAUAUGAAUUUGUACUAAUAAAACUACACCCAUU
This is a messenger RNA of Scylla paramamosain (green mud crab), 8088 nucleotides long. Its product is annotated as ATP-dependent DNA helicase Q1-like. NCBI's taxonomy places the organism in Eukaryota, Metazoa, Arthropoda, Malacostraca, Decapoda, Portunidae. The transcript is spliced from 15 exons. Gene Ontology annotation, molecular function: ATP binding; four-way junction helicase activity; nucleic acid binding. Gene Ontology annotation, cellular component: chromosome; cytoplasm. Bases 790 to 2826 code for a protein of 678 amino acids. The record is from RefSeq and is a predicted model, not a curated record. Gene Ontology annotation, biological process: double-strand break repair via homologous recombination.